AUGAAGAGAUAUACAGAAGGGGAGGAAGGAGAGACGGCGAGCAUGAACGUGGCUAAUGUCCUUAUUCUCCUCUCUUUCGGCGGCUGCGACGGAGAGGAGAUCGUCGACGUCUCGGCGCGCACAUCCCCUGCAGACAGAGUUUUCGAGUGCAAGACCUGCAACCGCCGGUUCCCGUCCUUCCAAGCACUCGGAGGCCACCGGGCCAGCCACAAGAAGCCACGGGUCGCCGGGAACGGGCGCGAGGAACUCGCAAGGGCGAGGGUCCAUGAGUGCUCCGUCUGCGGGCUCGAGUUCGCCAUCGGUCAGGCCUUGGGCGGUCACAUGCGGAGACACAGGGCGACGGCCAACAGCUUUCCGCAGGGCUCCUGCCUCCAAGAGAAGAAACCGCGCGAGGAGAAGGCCUUGUGGUUGGAUCUGAACGCGCCACCGUCCGAGGGCGAGCGCGACUGCCGGUAG
This is a messenger RNA of Musa acuminata AAA Group (dessert banana), 456 nucleotides long. RefSeq names its product zinc finger protein ZAT12-like. The coding region runs from base 1 to 456 and encodes 151 amino acids. Lineage: Eukaryota; Viridiplantae; Streptophyta; Magnoliopsida; Zingiberales; Musaceae. The record is from RefSeq and is a predicted model, not a curated record. The transcript has a single exon.